Molecule: messenger RNA, 1031 nt
Organism: Nilaparvata lugens (brown planthopper)
Lineage: Eukaryota; Metazoa; Arthropoda; Insecta; Hemiptera; Delphacidae
Product: WD repeat-containing protein on Y chromosome-like
Exons: 7
Coding region: 120-1031 (303 amino acids)
Molecular function (GO): protein binding
Source: RefSeq, a predicted model, not a curated record
GGGAUUUGUUUUGAUAGCAUUGAUCUAUACAGUCAAAAAUUUUUAACCUCUAAACUGAAAAUUUGAUCAAAUAUCAGAGCUUUUAAAUUUAGGUUUUUUAUUCGAUUCACCGAUUCAAAAUGAAUGAAGAUCCUGGUACUUCGGUAGCGGGGAAGUUGGAGACAUGGAACAUGGCAAACAUUGACCAUAAACAGCUACUGGAGGAAAAUGAGACAAUUAUGCUGACCGAUCAGGCAAACAAUGAUCACUUUGAUGGACAAUCAAUUCGUCUGUUUGAUAAGUUGACAAUCGAAGAUUUGACAAACUUGAAGCAGAAAUUCAAGUCGACAAAGAGUGGCUGUUUGUCCAAGAUGGAGCUGCAAAACAUUUUUAAUGAAAUUUGUCCCAAUUUAUUUGACGAGGAAGAAUUUCAUUGCUUCUAUCUGAAGUUGAACUUCAAGCAAACCGGCAAAGCUGAUUGGGACGAAUUCCUGACGUAUUUGAUGAUGGAAUUCGAGGAGAAAGGCAAAACCACAACAAAAGUUCCCGAGCUCGUUGAGUUGCCAAUCGUAACUCCAGUGAAAUUCAUCAAGAGCUUCCACAGACAUCCAAUAAUACGCAUGACCUAUUGUCCUACUCUUGAUAUGGAUCGGAAGUUCAAUUACCAAAAUGGCCGCUAUCUCACAUGUAGUAAAGACGGAUUUAUAAACUAUUGGAACUUGGAUAUGGUCAACGAGAAAACUUGUAUUGCAAAAUUGCCUCCAGGGAAAAUAGCGGCCAACGCUAGAGUCCUGGACAUGGUGUGUAUGCCGGAUGUGAGUGUCGUCUGUGUCUGCUCCAUCCUCCGAGAUUUGCGGUUCUACGAUACGGCGGCCAGGAAGUUCGAACUCAGAGUUAUGAUGUUGGAACAAAAACCCAAGGACAGGCGACAAUGCCAGCAAUUAGUCAUGCUGAGGGUGCGAGCUGGCACGAAGGCCAAACACCAGCAACAAAACACAUGUACCACAUUCCAGCCACUAGGGGCAGCACCUCCCGGAGCAGUUGAGGGAUGA